Molecule: messenger RNA, 705 nt
Organism: Eucalyptus grandis
Lineage: Eukaryota; Viridiplantae; Streptophyta; Magnoliopsida; Myrtales; Myrtaceae
Exons: 3
Coding region: 120-458 (112 amino acids)
Source: RefSeq, a predicted model, not a curated record
GGCGAUCGGUUUGGAUCGGUAGCGGAUGAGAGGUGCUGGAAAUUUUUGCAGGCGAAGAGAGAGAGCUGCAAGCCGCCAAAUCACUGGUCCUGGAGUCGAAGCGCGCGGCCAUCAGGUCGAUGGAAGAGAGGUGCUUGAGGCUCGAGUGGAGCCUGGCUUCGCAGAGCUUGAAGAUCUCGGCUCUCGAAUCUAAGAUUGCCGCUCUCGAUGCUGAGUACGACAACAAUGUCCAACGACUGAGGGAGUUGAAGUGCGAGGUGGAGGAGCUUGAGGAGGCGGAGAAGGAGAAGGAUGGAUUCUACCGAGCGCAGACCGGCGAAAUGAAGGAUUUUAAAGAAGCUACUAACGGAUUCGUCGUGGAUUGCCAGAUUUGCUGGAUCAUUCUGUUAGCUGGAUCAAAGGCUGCAAGAUCCAAAAGAAAGGAGCAGUUGAGGGCUCACGUUCUCUUCCCCGAGUAAUAUGUAAAUUGCGAAGACGGCUCACUGGUCAAGAGCGAAAUGCCAAGAGCCUAUGCUCAUACAACAUGCCUGUAGUUAUUAUUAUGAAACACAUUAACGAUAAGGAAUCACCAAAUUAUACAUUAGACAAUGUUUUCUCUAGAAAACUAUGAAAUUAGUUGUCUAUUUGGAUGUAAAAGAUUCACAUUGCUGUGUAUUGGCAAGUACUGAAAAUGGAGGGCCAACUAUUGAAUUAUUUCGGCUUCCG